AUGCGUCGUGAAUGGAUUUGGUUUGGACGAGUAUCUCAUGAUGAACACAAGGAUUGGCUCAAGUUUCACCAAGGGGUAUUUCUCGUCUUCACCGUUUUAACUACUUGGGUAACAUGUUGGAUUAUGUUUGCUCGUCCUGACUGGCCGAUGGGUCGCGAAUGGGCUCUCCGUGAAGCACAUUUAGAAAUAGCAAGACGAGAAAAAGCUGGUUUACCUCUCAUCAGUCCAGACCUCCUACCAAGAGCUACCGUGUUUACUGGCUUCCUUCCAGCUGACUGA
Molecule: messenger RNA, 279 nt
Organism: Ostertagia ostertagi
Lineage: Eukaryota; Metazoa; Nematoda; Chromadorea; Rhabditida; Trichostrongylidae
Source: the annotation of a GenBank genome assembly